CAUCCAAUCUCGAAUGGUGUACACAAAAGGAAAAUACCCAACAUGCCGUAUGUCUUAAGCUUUGGGGUCAUUGUCGCAAACGUGCUAUCAGGCAGAUUUUCGAUAAUGGAUCUUUCCGAGAAUUUCUAUCCUUAGCUGAAGCACAACGCAUAACUGGAAUUAAUAGUCAAAAUAUCGGAUUAGUAUGUCGAGGACUUCAAGCUCAUGCUGGAGGAUAUCAUUGGGAGUAUGUAAGCACAAUAUCGCAUAAUAAUCAUGAAGAUUUUUCACAGUAA
Molecule: messenger RNA, 275 nt
Organism: Ambispora leptoticha
Lineage: Eukaryota; Fungi; Glomeromycota; Glomeromycetes; Archaeosporales; Ambisporaceae
Source: the annotation of a GenBank genome assembly